GUUUGUUCCCAACCUUUGAUCCUCUGAUCAGUUCAGAACAAACAUGGAGUCCAUUAGCAGAGGCACGAAGCGUCUCCUCGUCUUACUGCCGCUCAUCAUUGCUUCUAUCCCAGCAUGCACUGGGAUCCCUGGAGGAGUGGUUCUGGACAAAACUGGGGCCAACCGUUUCCUCCAUCGCACUCGUCGGGCGAACCAGCUGCUGGAAGAGCUGUGGCAAGGCAAUCUGGAGCGAGAGUGUAAUGAGGAAAAAUGUUCCUACGAGGAGGCCAGGGAGAUUUUUGCCCUCCCGCAACAGCUGGAGAACUUCUGGAGGAGCUACACAGCUGUAGACAAAUGUUUGUCGUCUCCCUGUAAGAAUGGAGCGACCUGCACUCGACACAUCGACACCUACGUCUGCAAAUGUCCUUCAGGUUUCCAUGGACACAACUGUGACAAAGUGCGCUCAAACUCACGCAGCUGUCGCCACAGAAAUGGAGGAUGCGAACAUUUCUGCAGAGAUCUUCUGGAUCGUUCUCACAUGUGUUUUUGUGCUCGGGGAUACAAACUCGAUCAGGACAACAGCACCUGCAUCCCCGAAGCUGGUGUUGUCUGUGGAAGACCUCAGAUAAUUUUUGCACCCAGGGUUGUUAACGGGAAGAUCUGCCCCAAAGGACACUGUCCAUGGCAGGCUCUUCUGACUGAAAACAGUGCCUUCAUCUGUGGCGCCAUCGUCUUAUCAGAUCAGUGGAUUUUAACUGCAGCUCACUGCGUUUACCUCAAACCUAGCACCGUGUUCCAUGUCAUUGUUGGUGAACAUGACCUAAUAGAGAACGAGAAGACAGAGCAGCGGCAGCGGGUGCUCAAAGUCCUGAUCCACCCCAGCUACAACAAGACCAGCUCCGACGGUGACCUGGCUUUGUUGAAGCUUUACCGCCCAGUAAAACUGGGCCGCCACGUGGUGCCCAUCUGCCUUCCUGCCCGCAACAGCACCUUCACCCGGACACUGGCAACCAUCCGCCACUCCACUGUGUCCGGUUGGGGCCGCCUGGCAGAGUUCGGCUCCACCGCAAGAUUCCUGCAGCGCCUGGUGCUGCCGAGGGUCCCGCUUCAGGAGUGCCGCCUCCACACUGGGCUCAACAUCACCAAGAACAUGAUAUGUGCUGGUGUGAAGAGUGGCGGUCAGGACGCCUGUGAGGGCGACAGCGGCGGCCCACUGGUGACACGCUACAAGAAAACCUGGUUCUUGACGGGCGUGGUGAGCUGGGGCAAAGGGUGCGCCCAAGAAAGCAUGUAUGGUGUCUACACCAAAGUCACCAACUUCCUGGAGUGGAUUGAGAACAUCAUGGCAACCAGAUAAAAUUGAUUCUAGAUGGUUCAUGAAUACAUCAGAGUAAAAAAAUGCUGUGUUAGACAUGUUAGAUCAGUAAUCAUUGUCAAGGAGACAAAUAAUUUAUGAAGCGAAUAUUCAUUUUCAGAUGUUGUUGUACUCAAAUAGUUUUAACUUCCAUACCUUCGUACAUUUACCUGUUGUAAUGUCAUGAAGCAGGUACAACGGCAGAUUUUUGGUUUCAGUAGGUUUCUCAGAAGGUUUCUGACUCUCCUACAUCACGUCUGAUGAGACCCCACACAGAUGAGACUCUUAUAAUAAAGUUAAAUGUUGGUGCUGAACAAAAUCCAGAGUUCUGCAAAACCACCAAAAACCAAAGUGUUUGUCAAGUACAUAAAUUCAUCUGCUGGAAACUUUGUAGUUUUCUGUAGAAAUGACAAACAUAAAACCUGCAGAACAUGAAUGUGAUUUUUUUUUAACAAUAAAUAUGAAGUUCA
This is a messenger RNA of Archocentrus centrarchus (flier cichlid), 1803 nucleotides long. It is a transcript of the gene f7l, whose product is annotated as coagulation factor VII, like. Gene Ontology annotation, biological process: blood coagulation; proteolysis. Gene Ontology annotation, molecular function: serine-type endopeptidase activity; calcium ion binding. Lineage: Eukaryota; Metazoa; Chordata; Actinopteri; Cichliformes; Cichlidae. The coding region runs from base 44 to 1336 and encodes 430 amino acids. The record is from RefSeq and is a predicted model, not a curated record. Gene Ontology annotation, cellular component: extracellular region. The transcript is spliced from 8 exons.